Molecule: messenger RNA, 1313 nt
Organism: Bacillus rossius redtenbacheri
Lineage: Eukaryota; Metazoa; Arthropoda; Insecta; Phasmatodea; Bacillidae
Product: pseudouridylate synthase TRUB2, mitochondrial
Exons: 6
Coding region: 165-1118 (317 amino acids)
Biological process (GO): RNA processing; pseudouridine synthesis
Molecular function (GO): RNA binding; pseudouridine synthase activity
Source: RefSeq, a predicted model, not a curated record
UUCUGAGCUGUGUUUUGCCAGGCGGACAUAGAGGACCUUGACAUUAUUCACUUAAAAUGUGUCUUUUGCGUCAACUUCUAUGGUUGACUGUAUAAGUAAAUAAACAUUAACAGGCGCGACAGGACAGGACUGUGCAAUAAUUUAAUGUAUGUAAAUAUGUAAUUAUGGUACUGGUGUCUGAAGCGCCUAUUGUUUGGAAAAAUUUGAAAGGAAUUUUGUGUGUUUAUAAGCCUCCUGGGGUGAAAAUAUCCUUUCUAAGAAAAACGGUUAUAACCAAUUUAUGCAAUGACCUGUGCGAGCUGCAGUGCCGGCCGCCGGGGGACCACGUGUUCAUCGAGGGAGACCCCCUGAAGGCCCUGACGGUGCGCAAGGCUCUGAGCUUCGCGGACCACGUCCUGGUGGUCGGGCCCCGCUACCAGCCGGAGGACUUGCGCUGCGGCUGGGCCAUGCACCUCGGGAGGGACACGUCUGGCGUCUGCGUUCUAGGACUGAACGAGGGGCUGCGGCUGGCCAGGCGGCUCCACCUGUCGCGGCCCACGAGGGCCUAUCACGUCAAGGGGCUGCUGGGCCAAGCCACCGACACCUACUUCGUCGACGGCCAGGUCGUGGAGAAGGCCACCUUCCACCACGUCAAGAAGAGCGUGGUGGACAAGAUCCUGGCGGCGAUGCAAGCAGCCCACCAGAAGCAGAUGUUCGAGCAGUGUGGCGUGGACAUUCAGAGCCAGGCUGCGUACGACCUCGCCGUGCAGGGCCCCAUUCGACCCGGCUCCGGAGACCUGCCCGUCCUGUACGGCAUCAAGUGCGUGCACUUCAGUCCUCCACACUUCACUCUGGAGAUCCAGUGCAUCAACGAGUACGAGAUGUACCUGAAGACGCUGGUGCACGAGCUGGGCCUGCAGCUGCGCAGUGCUGCCACCUGCGCGGCCGUGCAGUGCAUCCGCUACGGCCACCUGACCACACAGCACGCACUGCUGCGCCGGCACUGGCGUCUGCAGCACGUCCUGGCCAACCUGCGACAGUGCGCGGAGGCACUGGGGCACGGCGCCCUAGCGCGGGACUCUGCCGCGCUCGUGGCAGGUUCCGGAUGUCGUCAACAAGCCACAGAAGCAGGAGGCUAAACGUUUGACCAUUAAACUUCAUCAGCUUCGCUUCUGACAAGUGCAUCUUAUCUGCAUGGCCGUGUACGGACUGUGAUGUAAUUGUCGCAAGAAGAGCAGUGUCUCUCUGUGUGUGAAGUGACAGCUCAGUUGAAGAUUCAGUUGCUAAGAAAGACUGCAAAUAACUAAACAUUAAAACAGAUAAUUGUUGUGUAA